CCAGCGAUGAGUUGGCUUCCCUUCCAUGUUGUUUUUCCCAACACUCAGUUGCUUCCGUGAUGAGCUUUGUUCUACUGGAUUGAGGGGGACAAGCAGAUGCUUGGGAUCCCGACUGAAAGUUUCUGGAGAUUUUCUGAUACGAAGCAAUGUCUUCUUUGUUCUUCCGAAGUCAGCUUGCGUCUGGGAAGAGCUUUUACUGACGGUGCUCGUCGCAGGUUUCCGGUCUCUUCUCUCCAUAGCUCGCUGCAAACGAAUCAUGGCGAGCAUUUUCAGUAAGUCAUACAGCCCUUUGCUUCUUCCCUCCCGGCCAAUGAUGACAACCCAACUUGCUUUUCCUUCGAGAGUGCAAAGACUUCACAGUCCACGACUGUCACGGCUCCAUGAGACCAAAAAGGGGUACUGAGGCCACCAGAAUUUGUUCAACACUUGUCGACGUUUCUUGUCAAUGGCUCUUUGCUGACGGUGUUCAUCGCAGGUCGCUUUUUCUUUACCGUUUGCUGCAAAUCAGGCCAGAAACUUGAGUAAGUCAUACACCCCUUUUUACUUCCCCCCUUCCCGCCUGGAUAUGAUGACAAAGCAAUCAACCUUCUUCGUUUGAGAGCGCAAAGCCUCCACAGUCUACGACUGUCACGGCUCGAUGAAACCAAAAACGCACUGAGGCCACCAGCAACGUUCUUCCAGCACUUGCCAGAUUCCCCCAUGUCUUGGGCACUUUGCUAACGGUUCAGCACACACUGCAGUUUCUCUCCCUUCCGCCUGGCCGCAGCUCAACCACUUGGUAAGUCUCCCACUUGUCCUUCAC
Molecule: messenger RNA, 802 nt
Organism: Neurospora tetraspora
Lineage: Eukaryota; Fungi; Ascomycota; Sordariomycetes; Sordariales; Sordariaceae
Exons: 1
Coding region: 26-403 (125 amino acids)
Source: RefSeq, a predicted model, not a curated record